AUGCCCAGGGCGGCCAAGACCCCUUCCGGAUUCAACCGCCGAGCUCCCGUCAGGCCAUCGCCGCUGCCUACCUCCCCGGCCAGUCCGCCACAGCGUACCGCUCCCACCUGGAUCCGAAACGACUGGUCCCAAACGUCGUUCGGCAUCCCUUCAUUUGCAGCGCACUCGAGCCCAUGCUCACAAGUCUCGUGGGCGGCGAGAAACGCAUCCGUCACCAUCCACGACGUCUACACCCAUCACGCCGGCCGCUGGGACUCAGUCAAGGACAAGGCCAUGUGUGUCUAUCUGGCCAUAUGUGACGUGGUCAUCCAAAAAAGCGACAAAGCCACGGAAGCGUGCGCCGGCGCGCCCCUCCCCACGUACACCGCUUGGCGCGCCGCCCGCGAGGCCGACAUCCGUCACACGUAUGACCUCGCGAUGUGCGACUUUGGCGACGACAUUGCGCUCGACCGCGGGGCCGCGGACGACGUAUGCCUAAGCGCACUCCAGGCCCUCUUCACUGUCCACUACAACGCCAGGGAUGCGCCGCCACCCGACGAGCAAGUGAUCCCACUGCGUCUUGCCACGUUUGGCGAAUUCCUCCCCCGUCCCACCGACAUUGAGCGGCACGGCCUUGUCGUCUGGUCCACGUCGGUGGGCGAGGACACCGACGAGGGCGGCGUGAAUGCUGAGCUGCAAGCUUGGAAGGCGCAGCACGGCUCGCUCGAUACCAUGUGGGCUGCCACGGCGACGCUGACGGGGCUGCCCUCCUUGCCGCCCGGACACCGCCUCUCGACGCUCCCGCAGAACGUGGCCGGCUGGACUGUUCACUGUCCCGGGGACGAUGUCAUCCCACCCGGCCCUGUGCCAUCGCUGGCCGAGCUGUGCACGCCGACCCGCUUUCGUUGA
Molecule: messenger RNA, 888 nt
Organism: Apiotrichum porosum
Lineage: Eukaryota; Fungi; Basidiomycota; Tremellomycetes; Trichosporonales; Trichosporonaceae
Exons: 2
Coding region: 1-888 (295 amino acids)
Source: RefSeq, a predicted model, not a curated record